UUAUCUUUAUAUUUAGAGCGAAACGCAACUUUUCGAUGGCACUUGUAUACAUUCUCGUUGCUACAAGCCUGUUAAGUGGCCUGCCACUCGAUACCAAUGCCUUCAAGUAUGUCAAGUCUGCUCACCUGCCGAUUCAUUUACAAUGUUCUUGCCCCUUUGCAAGUGUAAUCAAGGUCGGUGGAGUAAGCUACCUUAGUCCCUGUGGUCAGUGGACUCCAGCAGAAAAUACAUACCCUGGGAUAGAAACCGCUGCUGACCAAGAAUGCAGACAGCAGCAGGAAAAUGAGAUGCGGAAAUGUGAUUUAUAUCUAAAAGAUCUUAAUGUUCACCUCCACUCCGGGGCCAAACUAGCCAUCAGUUACGAUUGCUUCGCCGACAACAAUGAUUUUGAUACGGCUUACUCAGAAGAUGGAGAUGACGUAACUUUACAAUGUCCUUCGAUAAAGCACAGCAUUGACAUUAAAGAGAUCAAAGUUGAAAAUAGCCAGGUUCCCGUGAAUGUGCUCAAAGCCAACCAAGAGUGCGCGAAACAGUUUUCCUUUCAAAAGAUGUUUAAUCUUGAGCCUCUUGAAUGCAACGUGAAGCGAGAUGGCAGAACGGGGUGCAUCCUCGUGGGGUACCUAUGCGAAGACCCGGAUGACAACGGUGGAUCUGCAGUUUUUCCGCCUCCUGGCUUUGACAUAUGAGUUGCGCAUGCCCAGGUUAACUCUUUUGCCUUUGUUUUGAAACAAUGUAAC
This is a messenger RNA of Orbicella faveolata, 737 nucleotides long. RefSeq lists its product as uncharacterized. NCBI's taxonomy places the organism in Eukaryota, Metazoa, Cnidaria, Anthozoa, Scleractinia, Merulinidae. The record is from RefSeq and is a predicted model, not a curated record.